Messenger RNA from Mesocricetus auratus (golden hamster), 3934 nucleotides. RefSeq names its product zinc finger protein 260-like. The record is from RefSeq and is a predicted model, not a curated record. Gene Ontology annotation, biological process: regulation of DNA-templated transcription. The transcript has 7 exons. Lineage: Eukaryota; Metazoa; Chordata; Mammalia; Rodentia; Cricetidae.
AUGGAUGCUUCUGUGGUAAAUACACCCCAGGGUCUGUUAUCACUCAGGGAUGUGUCUGUGGACUUCUCACAGGAAGAAUGGGAAUGUCUAGACUAUGAUCAGAGGGCUUUGUACAUGGAUGUGAUGUUGGAGAAUUACAAGAAUCUGCUUUUUGUGGAGUUCCAUCGCAUAUGUUGCAAAUGGAAGACAGUCUUGCACCAAGGCACAAAGCAUUUUAUCCAUGACCAUGAAACUAUUCAAGAGAAGUCUUAUACAUAUAAUGAAUCUGGCAAAGUGAUUCCUGAAUCCUGCCAGUGUAUACCUUUUUACACAAUGGAUACUGCCAAAAAUGAAAACAAGUACAGAUUUGGUAACCACGGAGAUGCCUCUAAUGAAACCUUAAACCUCAACAGACACAAAAUUGGAAAUGAUGGGGAAGAACCUUGCAAAUAUCAAGAUAGUGUAAACUUUUUGUAUUUGUGUUCCAUCUUUAGCCAAAAUCAAAGAACUCACAUAGGAAAGGAAGACUACAAAAAUGCAGAAGAAAAUCCUGACAAAGGUACUGAGUGUGGUAAGUGCUUUAAUUAUUUAUCAAAGUUUGAACGAAAUUUCAACAUCCACACCAGAGAGAAACCUUACAAUUGUAGUGAAUGUGACAAAUGUUACACAGAGAAAUGUAAUGUUACAACACGUCAGAGAAUCCACACAGGAGAGAAACCUUACAAAAGACAGAAGUCUUACAAAUGUAGUGAAUGUGACAAAACAUUUUUCAAGAAAUACCAUCUUACAACUCAUCAGAGAUUCCAUACUGGAGAGAAGCCUUACAAAUGCCCUGAAUGUGACAAAUCUUUCACUGAGAAGCAUAAUCUUAAAGCUCAUCAGAGAAUCCACACAGGAGAGAAACCUUACAACUGUAGUGAAUGUGGAAAAUCCUUUUUCAAAAAAGACUAUCUUAGAGCUCAUCAGAGAAUCCACACAGGAAAGAAACCUUACAAAUGUAGUGAAUGUGACAAAUCCUAUUUCAAGAAAUACGAUCUUACAUCUCAUCAUAGAUUGCACACAGGAGAGAAACCUUACAAAUGUAGUGAAUGUGAGAAAUCCUUUUCCAAGAAAUGCUAUCUCACAACUCAUCUGAGAAUCCACACAGGAGAGAAACCUUACAAAUGUAGUGAAUGUGACAAAUCCUUUAACAGAAAAGAUUAUCUGAGAGCUCAUCAGGGAAUCCACACAGAGGAUAAACCUUACAAAUGUAGUGAAUGUCACAAAUCCUUUUCCAAGAAAUGUUAUCUUACAACUCAUGUGAGAAUCCACACAGGAGAGAAACCUUACAAAUAUAGAGAAUGCAAAAAAUUCUUAACCACAAAACGAAGUCUUAUAAUUCAUCAGAAAAUUCACACAGGAGAGAAACCUUACAAUUGUAGUGAAUGUGCCAAAUCCUUUUCCAAAAGUGACCAUCUUAAAACUCAUCAGAGAAUCCACACAGGAGAGAAACCGUACAAAUGUAGUGAAUGUGACAAAUCCUUUUCCAAGAAAGACAAACUUAAAACUCAUCAGAGAGUCCACACAGGAGAGAAACCUUACAAUUGUAGUGAAUGUGGCAAAUCCUUUAAAAGAAGAGAACAUCUUAGAACUCAUCACAGAAUCCACACAGGAGAGAAACCUUACAAAUGUAGUGAGUGUAACAAAUCAUUUAGCAGAAAAAGCUGUUUGAGAUACCAUGAAACAAUACAUACAGGAGAGAAACCUUACAUGUGUCCUGAAUGUGAGAAAUCCUUUUCAAUGAAAGACUUACAUAGAGAUCAUCAGAAAAUUCAUACAGGAGAGAAACCUUAUAAAUGUAAUGAGUGUGACAAAUCCUUUACAUAGAAAAGCAGUCUUAGACUUCAUCAUAGAAUCCUUACAGGUAGUAAACCUUAUAAAUGUGGUGAAUGUGGCAAAUCCUUAACCACAAAACACAGUCUUAGGACUCAUCAGUGAAUGCAUUCUGGAGAGAAAACUUACAAAGGCAGUGAAUGUGACAAAUCCUUAACCACAACAUGCUGUCUAAGAACUCAUCAGAGAAUCUAUAUUGGAGAGAAACCUUAGAAAUGUAGUGACUGUGGUCAAUCCUUUUCCAGGAAAGACUAUCUUAGAGAUCAUCAGAGAAUCCAUACAGGAGAGAAGCCUUACUCAUUUUACCAAGUAAGGCAGGCUUAGAAUACAUUAUAGAAUACAUACAGGUGAGAAACAUUACAAAUGUAGUGAAUGUGACAUCCUUUUCCUGGAAAGGGAAUCUUAUAAAUCAUCACAUAAUUCCUACAUGAUGAAAGCCUUAUUAAUAUAGUGAAUGUGACAUCCUUUUUGUUGUCUCACAUCUUAGAAGACAUCUGAAAACUCAUACAGGUGAGAAACCUUUCACAAUGUGGUGAGUGCUUGAAAUCCUUUACUCAAAAAAUACAAGCUUUGAACUCAAAAGAGAAUGUAAACCUUUGAGAAAGUUGAGAAUGUAGCAAAUGUGAGAAAAUCUUUCUCUCAGAAUAUGUUGCAGGAAAUUGAUCGCCCUCAGACACCUGAGUGAUAAUAAUAUCAACCUUGGAUUAGGGGUGGAAUUCAGAACUAGUUGACAUGAAAUUGCCAGAGUACAUGGAGGUGAGUGGGAGACAGAUAGAUACACAGGAAGGAGAAGGAAGUGACUUGGGAGUUUUUCAGUCUUUUUGGUUUGAGGUGGUUGGAGGGACACUCUCUUGCUUGGUCUCUGUGCAAAGAGGAAGAUGAGCAGGUUGCUUCAUGCCCUAUGAACGGGCAGGUUUUCACUCCAACAUCUAACUCCAGAGUCUGUAUAGGUAAAUAAAACAAUAGAGAUUUAGUUAAAUACUACAUAUGGAGGCUGUGGCCGAGCCAGUGACAUCAAGACCAGAAAUCCCACCAGUCCUGGUCCUGAGCAACAGGAUAUUGAAUGCAGGGCUGUGGGACCACAGUCAGGUGAAACCACUGAGGACACAGAAAAACAACAUGAACAUGUCAGAAAAUGCAUAGAAAAGAGAAAUAGUAUAAAUCUAGCAAAUGCGAGAAAUUCGUUAGUCUAUUCUCAUUUGUUGUUAAAAAUCGGUUUAUUCUGCAUACAGUGUUCCUGCAUGUUUCCCUUAAAGACAGGAGAGAGCACCAGAUCUCAUUUUAUUGUGAGCCAUACUGUGGUUGCUGGGAAUUGAACUCAGGACCUCUGGAAGAACAGUCAGUGAUCUUAACCUCUGAGCCAUCUCUCCAGGCCUGUGCUUACUUUUUUAAAGAAUACAUUACAGAACUCUUUGGAGAGAGAACCCUGAGAGUGGUAGUUAUCUUUGUUUGGGUCAUUUUGCUCUGAAGAUACACCAUGACCAUGGCAACUCUUCUCAAAGAAAACAUUCAGUGAUUGUUUGCAGUUUCAGAAAUGUAGUCCACUGUCUUUGUUAUGGGGAAUGUAGUGACAUGCAGACAGUCAUGGUACUUGAGAAGGAGCUGAGAGAACUAUGUAUUGAUCCUAAGGAAGGAGAAAGUGAGCUGUGUACUAGGUAUGGCUUGAGCAUGUAUGAGACGUCAGUCCCUGCUUGCCUCGUGUCAGACCUCCUCCUAGAGCUAGAAGACCUGUGGGUGAAGGAUUCAAACAUGAGGCCAUGUGGGCUAUACCUGUUCAAACCAGCAUAAUAGUAUGAAAAACCUUUUGUCUUCAGAAUCACCACGAGUUUCCCUGUGGAAGAGAAAAGUUACAAAUGUACCAAAUGUACAAGCAAACGUCUUGACCUGUCUAUGAAAACGUCUGGAACUUCAUACGAAACAUCAAAGGGGGUCCUGGGAAUGGUGGCAAUGGCGGUAGGCAUUCUGGCUUUAUGCGGAGUUCAAAUGUGCCUUGUUCCAUAGACAACAGUUUCAUCACCAAGAAUUGCCCACCUUAGCCCAUGGCAAUCUUGGUAGUCAUGAUGUCAACAAGCACUGCAGUUUU